Puccinia graminis f. sp. tritici CRL 75-36-700-3 is the source of this 930-nucleotide messenger RNA. RefSeq lists its product as uncharacterized. The transcript has 5 exons. Lineage: Eukaryota; Fungi; Basidiomycota; Pucciniomycetes; Pucciniales; Pucciniaceae. The record is from RefSeq and is a predicted model, not a curated record. Bases 64 to 930 code for a protein of 288 amino acids.
CGCGGGGCUGAUACAUCUUGAGUUGUCAUCUACAAACACCAAACCACCAAGCUUGAUAGGGACAUGGAACAAACCUCUACAAUGGUCAGGGGACGUAUACCUUUCUCGCUUCGUAGCUUCUUGGAUCUUAUCGCAGAAAAAUUAUGGAUAAUAUCUACAAUCUUCCUGUUGAUUCUCAUGGUGCUUUAUCGGGUUCUUCCGCCUUGGAAUGCUGUAAACUAUGAUGUUGCUAGGUCUAUCGGUGCGAUGGACAAUUCAACAUGUCAUUAUCUUAGAUACAGUAAUGAAUCAAACGGAUCAUCAAUCUUUAAAUCAAGCCAAGUCGUUCUAGUCAACUGGUCUGAAGUCCUUCAAGUGGCAAUUGAGCUUGAAUCCGAACCCGAACUACCAAAUGGAAAUGUUAUAUCAAAGAUGUGGAGCGAUUUGCUGGAUAGUGUUUCUAUGGUGAUGGACUCGAGUCAGGAGUUGAAUACCAGAGGAAAUGGGAUAGAAGUAGACUAUGAAAACCUCCUUUCAAAGAUUGCUCAAGUGCUUCGAAUGAGCUCCACUCAAUUGGAAGAAUUAGAAGUUUCAUUAAGUAGUGCAAGGCGUUUGACUGCAUCAGCGCACUUAUCCUUGUACAGCACCAGGAAACAACUCAAGUUAGACUCUGAACAACAUGGAUUGGCUCGAUGGCUUGAAUCACACUUUCGAGGAGACAGGGCUUUUCGCAGACGCCAGGUAGGACUCAACUUGACCCACAUGGCGAUACAACGUGCAAACGAGGUUUCUCAAUACUUGAGUGGGAUGGAAGUUUGGGUUAAAUGGUACAAGGAUAAUAUUAUUACUGUCCACAACUCUAUCAAGAAAGAGCAAGCAGAGGGUUGCAAAAAAUCACGAGUUUCUUUCUGCUUGCUAUUUCUGGAAUCCAUCUUCAACAAUUUGGAUUAG